Amphiprion ocellaris (clown anemonefish) is the source of this 4478-nucleotide messenger RNA. It is a transcript of the gene tmco6, whose product is annotated as transmembrane and coiled-coil domains 6. Gene Ontology annotation, molecular function: protein binding. The transcript has 18 exons. Bases 115 to 1611 code for a protein of 498 amino acids. The record is from RefSeq and is a predicted model, not a curated record. NCBI's taxonomy places the organism in Eukaryota, Metazoa, Chordata, Actinopteri, Pomacentridae.
AAGAAGAAUAUAAACAUCAAGUAUUUCCACCACAGCUAACAGUGCUGCUGCUCCCCUGUAACCAUGAAAUAAGUCGCUGACAGCUUACUUUUUAAAAUAAAUUAAAACCAUAAAAUGUGGCGGUUAAACAAAGUUCGCUAUAAAGCUGGUCGACAAGGAGACAGUUUGGAGGAGCUCAGACUGAAGAGACGAGAACACGAGAGAACACUGAGACAAGCCCGCAGAGACAGACAACUUGUGAGCAAGAGACUCCUGCUGAAUGAAGAUGAGGAGCAGCAAGACAUCACCAUGGACACAACCCCAGGCGAACAGGACGUGGUCAGUUUGGUCCACAAACUUCAACACAGCGGCCCAGAAAAGGAGGCCAACCUGAAAGCUUUGAGUAAAGCUCUGCGUGACCCAUCAGCACAGCUCACCUUCGUCAAGUUGGAGAACAGUGUGCAUCUGCUGGUCGGUCUCCUCACCAGCUCGAAUGCUCAGUGUCGUCUGCAGGCUGUUCAGUGUCUUCAUGAACUGUCUCAUUCCCCUCAUAAAAACGUGGCACCAGCCUGUCUGCCUGCCACCUCCUACCUGCUCACCUACCUGUCUGGCCCAAGCACCAAAUUCUCAGAGCUGUGUCUCUACACACUUGGUAAUAUAUGUCCAGACAGUGAUGCUGUAAAAGAGAAGCUCCUGGCCCAGGGGAUCAUACCAGCUCUGGCCACCUGUAUGGAGAACCAGAGACAUAACCUUGCAGUGGUGGAAGCAGUGGGCUUCACCCUCUCUCAGCUCCUCCAGACCAAAGAUGCAGCAGUGAAAAUAAUCCCGAUGGUCCUGGCCUCCACUUUACCUUCAAACUUGUUAUCAGUUCUGACUCCGGACCCGAAGUUUGGCCUGGCUCCUGCCAUUGAGUGUGCAUGGUGUCUGCACUACCUCACAAGCAGCUCUAAGGAUAACAGGGAGCUGCUGUGUCGAGGUGCAUUGGUACAGUGCAGUUCCCUGUUAGUGUCACUAGGCCGCGCUGUAGCAGAAGGAAACAAAGAUGAAGGACUGGAGCUGCUUGUCUGUCCUGUACUGAGGUGUGUUGGAAACCUCCUGUUCUCCUGCCCGGUGGAAGGUCUGAGCACUCAAGUGGGCGACGUUCACCUGGUUGUAGCUCUGUGUGGACUUGUUCAGGCCUACCUGCACACUCAGCCAGCUUUGGCCAGAGAGGCUGCCUGGGUCCUCAACAACCUCACAGCUCACUCCAGUCAAUUCUGCUCUGCUCUUUUGACUCUCAACUUGGUCCCAGGACUGAUCCAACUUCUGCGUUUCUCUCAAGGCAUCAACACUAUGAUACUCAGGAUUCUAGCAAAUAUUGCCCACAAGAAACAGGAGUUCUGCAUCCAGCUCACACAGCUUGGGUUGCUGUCUGUGCUCUGUGCCACACUUAAAAUGGUUGACCAGGAAAUGGUGACCCUGAGUCUGGAUGUGCUGUUCAUGCUGGUGGUUAGUAGUCCACAGGUGGCAGCGGAGUUUGUAAAUCAAGGUGGGCUUUCACUGUUAGAAGCCAUUCAGUACAACGGUGAAGGAGACAGGAGGCGAAGGGCAACAUAUCUGCUGGAGCAGCACCUACUGUCCUACCGACUGUAGUCAACACUAACACUCACUAAGUUUUGUUCUUUUUUUUAAUCUGUAGUAUUUCUGGACUAAAAGUGACUGAUGUGAGCUGCUAUGUCAGAGGUGGACAAUAUGCUGGGUCCCUGAACCAUUAGAAAUACAUCGACAAUUAUGAAGACACACCUGAAGAUACAAGACAGCUUCUUUAUCAGGGUUUUUUUGACUUUUUGAGGCCUGCACUCAAGUGUUUUUUAGCCAACACCACAAUGAGAAAAACUGAGAAUAUAAGGAUUACAUAUUUUUAAGUCAGUUUAGUUGAUUUGGGUCUCAUUUACUCAACAUUUAUUUUUAUCAAAUGAUCAGAAAUAACAGGAAAAUACGUCAAGUUCUGUCAAAAGAGGGUCACAUAAACUUAUUGUAUGCAGACCGAUCAUGGUUAUUGUUAUGCUUAGUCACCUCCCCAAAGACCCAUUCUGAGCAGGAAAAUUCCCGGUGUAUGCUCUGACUUGUGUGUAUUUUCGAGUCUUAAUAAUGCUGACAGAUGCACAUUGUUCUUGUAUUUAAACAUGGAUUGUAAUUAGUUACCAGGGUUGUAACUAAUGGUGUUUUGAGAUGAAAUACAUUUUGAAUUACAUGACAUUAAGCACUGAGGCUAGUUACAGUAUGUAUGUAAAGUACUUGUCUGUAAAGUGUGUAUAUAAAAUUGUAUUAAUAUUCAGAAAUAACUUUUCCGGUUGAGACUGAAGAACACUGGUGAAUGUUUGCUCUUUGAAGUCACACCUGCUGUAUAUUCAGGGAAUGUAUUUAUGUGAUGAGAUGUAAAUGUCAAGAAUGAGGGUAAAGCACAGCCACAUUUUUUAAAGCAAGUCAGGCAUUCUUUAAAUAAAUAAAAUAUACUGCAAAUGUGAGGCUCUUUAGUACAAGGCAUGUGCACAAAAAGAGGAACUGGAAAAGAUUCGUUGAAACAAUUCUUGGGAAAUGAGUGGUUACAAAAGGUGCAAGUAUUGCUUAAGAAAUUUAAAGCCUGCUGGAAAUUAUCUUUUCAUUUCAGCACAUGUAUAUUAAAAUGAUUUAGACCAGAAACCGUAAAUUUAGCUGUCAAAAGAGAGAUAUGGGGGGGAUGAAAAUAAUGGAGCCCAAAUUCAAAACGAACACCAGGGAUUGUAGCCUGUACAUUCAUGAUGUAAAUAUACUGUAUUAAUAUAUCUAUGUAGAAUAGAAGAAGAAAUAGGGGGGAAAAUGCAAAUGAGGUUUAAUCUGAAAUACACACCAGAAAAAUAUCUGGUUUGUUAUUGUGGACAUGCUUUAAGCCAGUCAGAUCAACAUUGUCAGUAGACAUAAAAUCAGUGCUCUUCUCCCAGACACAUUUGAAGGAGCGUCCAUCAGGCCUCUGUGACACAAUCGUCCUUAAAUCUCAGCUUCAGAAAGAUGCAGCCCCUGAAUCAGGACACAGCUCCUCCCCUUAAUGAAAAAAUAAAAACGGCUGUCUCAAAUUUCCACACUUCCUCUUUCCACCCACAACAUUCCCUUCCCGUUAUCUUUCACGCUGCUCUUCUACAAUAUAAAUCUAAGACAAGUGUAAAGUUUACUGGCAAUGGAGGGAACUGAGUCAACAACUAGACAGAGAGCAACAGCAGAAGCUGGGAACCAGCAGUCAGACAACACAGUGCUGAUGUCCAGCAAGCCUCUGCAUCGCUUUGUCCAAAAAGAGCCCAGGAGUCUUGGGAUUGUUAUUCUGAUGUUUGGCUGUGCUGAGCUGCUGAUGGGAUUUCAGCUGUCUGGUGAAACUAUGCGCACCUCUUAUGGGAUCUACAUCCCCUUCUGGCAGGGAGCUCUGUUUCUUGUCUGUGGAAUCCUCUCAAUCUACACUGAGUUACAUCCAUCCAAGAAGAUGGUGACCGUGUGCUUGGCCAUGUAUGUGGUUUCCAUUUUGGGAAUCAUAGUUUCUCUUUGCUACAGACACCGCUUCAUUAUCUUCUCUUAUUAUAUGAGAAGCUGGUUCACUGACAGAAUGGCACAGGUUAAUAGUAUUGAACUCAUAUUGUUCAUAUCCUCCCUGUGCGUGUCAGUUCUUCUCAUGUUCUUGUGUGGCAUCACAGGAUUUGCACUAAAAAGCACACGGACUCAGGUUAUUGUUCAGAGAAUCCCACCACCACAGACUGAAACAACGUUGAGCUAAGAUCAACUGUUAAAGCUCUUACUCUGCGAUUACUAACACUGUUUCUCCUGCACUUCACCUGUCCUGGGAAAGAAAUCUGUCUCAAUUCUGUACAAUAUAUCACUUGUGAAUGUUACACCACCUUACUGUCAUGCAUUACUGAACCACAUUUAUUUGCUUUUUUGUUACGGCCUGUGGUGGCCAUGCGUGUUUGGAAAUGGACUAUGCACAGCUUCUGUGUCUGGAUGGUUUGUGGGGAGGUGAUUGACUACACCUGGCUGAAGUCUGAGCUCCAGAUUCCACCUGGAACUCAUGAGGGGUGUUUAACUUGGAGCUCCAGACCUCCUCCCAACCCCGGUCCUCCCCGCCUCCCGACACAUCAGAUUGGUCCACAACCACGACUCCUCCUCUUUGAAGACCCCAGCAAUCACCACACACCAGUAUAUAUCUGCAACCAAGACUCUCUCUGCUGGGGUGGUUGGUAUUUGUGACCAGUUUGCCCUGCCAAGUGCACCGUUUGUAUUAGUUUCUCUUACUUGUGGUGCGUGUUGCUUGUGUGUUUUAAGUUUGAUUAGAGAGUUUUGUUACUUUGCUUGUGUUUAGAUCGUUUUACAAACUCUGCCUUCAUUUUGUUAUAUUCUGUUCUUUGAUUUGGCAGCAUCCACCAGUCUUGUGUUCUUUGUGAUCAUUUUUAUGUUCAAUUAGCUACUGAGCAAUAAAUUCCUUUACCUAAACCAAAUAA